Messenger RNA from Macroventuria anomochaeta, 1834 nucleotides. Its product is annotated as Phosphoacetylglucosamine mutase. The transcript has 6 exons. The record is from RefSeq and is a predicted model, not a curated record. Gene Ontology annotation, molecular function: phosphoacetylglucosamine mutase activity; magnesium ion binding. NCBI's taxonomy places the organism in Eukaryota, Fungi, Ascomycota, Dothideomycetes, Pleosporales, Didymellaceae. The coding region runs from base 17 to 1639 and encodes 540 amino acids. Gene Ontology annotation, biological process: UDP-N-acetylglucosamine biosynthetic process; carbohydrate metabolic process.
ACCCCCACCUCUCAACAUGUCUGACCCCAUCGCCGAUGCUGCGCAGAAGCACCCUGCGCCUGAGGGGCUUGUUUACACAUAUGGCACCGCUGGAUUCCGCACCAAAGCCGAUGUCCUCGACUCGGUCCUCACACGCGUUGGUUUCAUCGCUGCCCUCCGAUCGCGAGCUCUGAAGGGCAAAUGGAUCGGUGUUAUGAUCACAGCAUCCCAUAACCCUCCUCAGGAUAAUGGUGUAAAGCUCGUUGAGCCAUUGGGCAACAUGCUGCAGGAGGACUGGGAAGUGAUCAGUACCGAAAUGGCGAACAAGGUUUCCCCCGAACACGUCUCGCAGUACUACCACGAUAUCGCCGCAAAGUUCAAGAUCGACCUGAACACCCCCGCCCGCGUCGUCGUUGCUCGCGACACACGAGCAUCUGGAGCAAGGCUACUCGGCUGCCUGCAGGACGGUCUUGCGGCUGCCGGUGCCGAGGUCAAGGAGUACGGCUUCUUGACCACACCUCAGCUGCACUAUAUGGUCCGUUGCCUGAACACUGAGGGCACAAAGGACGCAUACGGUACAGCCACCGAGCAGGGCUACUACGAGAAGUUCGGCGCUGCCUUCAAGACUGCGUUGCGUGGCAAGAAGCCUUCAGGUUCCCUGACUGUAGACGGCGCCAAUGGCGUCGGUGGACCGAAGCUGAAGGAGCUCAUCAAGUACCUGCCAUCGAAGGAAGAGGGCGGCCUCGAGAUCUCCGUGAUCAACGACAACGUCAUCAAGCCUGAGAGCCUGAACGUCGAUUGCGGUGCAGACUACGUCAAGACCAACCAGCGCGCUCCUCCCUCUUCCAAGGCCGGACCCGGCGACCGCUGCGCAUCCCUCGAUGGUGACGCUGACCGUGUCGUGUACUACUUCAAGGACGAGCAGAACGUUUUCCGUCUUUUGGACGGUGACCGCAUUGCGACCCUCGUCGCUUCCUUCCUCGGAGAUCUUGUGCGCCAGAGCGGGCUCGCAGACUCCAUCAAGAUCGGCGUGGUGCAGACCGCGUAUGCAAACGGAGCCGCCACAAAUUACGUUGAGCAGAACCUGAGGCUCAAGGUCGACUGCACUCCUACCGGUGUCAAGUACCUUCACCACGCCGCGGAGAAGCUCGAUAUUGGAGUCUACUUCGAAGCCAAUGGUCACGGUACUGUCAUCUUCUCACACGACACCCUCGACACAAUCGAGAAGUACGAACCAAGGAACCCUGGCGAGAAGGAGGCCAUCGAAGUCCUGCAGGCUUGCAUCAACCUCAUCAACCAGUCGGUUGGUGAUGCGCUCUCCGACUUCUUGUUGGUCGAAGUCGUCCUUGCGCACAAGCACUGGGGACCCCAGGAGUGGCUCUCCACUUACACCGAUCUUCCUAACCGCCUUCUGAAGGUCCUUGUCAACGACCGCACCAUCUUCAAGACCACAGAUGCUGAGCGUAAGCUUACAAGCCCCGAGGGUGUCCAGGCACAGAUCGACAAGGAAGUGCAGAAGGUCCGCCAGGGUCGUUCGUUCGCCCGCGCCAGUGGUACCGAGGACGCUGUGCGUGUGUACGCUGAGGCUGCGACCAAGGCGGAAGCCGAAGAUCUGGCCAGGAAGGUAUCGGAGAUCGUCAAGGCCGCCGGUGGCGCUUAGAGAGCGAAUCGAAUCAGCUACGACGAGAAGGUGAUUUUGAGAUUAGAUAGAGGACUUCCUUGACAGUGAGUUUCUGGUAUGAAAACAGGGACACCACGUAACAACAGCUUGUGAAUUCAGGGUAAGAGAAACGGACAUGACUGGAUGACUGGAUGAUAGAUAAAAGCUUGGAUAUUGAUAACAUACGGCAUUGGC